Sclerotinia trifoliorum is the source of this 2205-nucleotide messenger RNA. NCBI's taxonomy places the organism in Eukaryota, Fungi, Ascomycota, Leotiomycetes, Helotiales, Sclerotiniaceae. The record is from the annotation of a GenBank genome assembly.
ACUUGAAUUUGAUUCAUAAAAUCUCAAAGUUUGAUCUCAGCAUGUUUGAAUUGUGUUUGCCGCAACCUCGCACAGAUAUGUUGGUUUGAGCUUUCUACCUCUUCAUCCAUGCUCCCUCUCUUUCGCUUAUCUCUGCUCAACCUCAACACCCAAUCCUCCCUCCCCUCCCCAUAUGUAUGAGCUGGUCGAUCGCUCGUACCACUGCGGAGUAUUAUAACUCACUACCCUAUCCGAGAGGGAGAUGCUUAGGCCUCGGUGCUCUUCCAAGAGGUGGAGACUCACCAUAGAUUUCUAAUCUUCCCUCUCAACGUAUUGAUCCUAUGCCUCGGUAUACCGGUAUCCAUCCCCCCAUCCGUUGACUUAAAUCAGUUUGAAUUAUCUUGUGAUUCUACUUCUUAUAUCCGGCUUCUCUCCUCUUGCUUAUCCAUCCUUAUCUUGUGUCGAUGGUCAAACGUCCAAUCCAUGUAGCAUCAACAUCAACACAUAUUCUCACUACAUAGAUUACCACAACAACAAAAAUCACCACAAUGGGUUCAGUAGGAAGAUCUGGGAAUUCCGAUUACGACGUCGUGAUCAUCGGCGCGGGCCUAUCGGGAAUUAAUACUGCAUAGUAAGACGACCAGUUGAGCAGUGAUCCUUGGCUCAUAUCAGCAAUCCAGAUACUUGGGUUCAAUUACUUCAAAGAUAGAUAGCUAACUCCUUUGUAGUCACUUACAAACAGAAUUUCCCGAUCUAACAUAUACCAUACUUGAGAAUCGCGGGGCAAUUGGCGGAACGUGGGAUUUAUUUCGAUAUCCUGGUAUCAGGUCCGACUCCGAUCUAUAUACAUUUGGAUUAUCGUGGUAUCCGUGGAAGAGCUCUACGUUAAUCGCGGACGGUGAAUCAAUUCGCACAUAUUUUCAAGAAGCGGCCGAGAAAUUUGGAAUUGAUAAGAAUAUCAAGUUCCAUCAUAAUGUUGAGGCCGCAGAUUGGUCAACAGAGCAACAACGAUGGUCAGUAUCAGUCGAUGCUGGUGGAAACAAAAGCACCAUAAAAGGACGAUGGAUUGUUUGGGGCACGGGAUAUUACAACUACAAUGAGCCAUUGAAGGCCGAAAUACCUGGCUUGGACAACUUCAAAGGUCUAAAAGUACAUCCUCAAUUUUGGCCCCAAGACCUCGAUUACACGGACAAGAAAAUAGUCGUCGUUGGAAGUGGUGCUACGGCAAUUACUUUACUACCAAUUCUAGCAGAGAAAGCUGCCAAGGUAACCAUGUUACAGCGAAGUCCUUCUUGGAUCGUAGGAGUCCAAAAAACCUCUUCGAGCGGAGAUGUAUUGCGGAAAUUUCUUCCAGACUCGGUGGCUAACCAGUUGAUGCGAUGGAGAUUCCUCGUAUUACCUUUAUUAUUCUUCCAUUUCUGUCGCUUCUUUCCUGACCUUGCUCGAAGUCUCCUCCACAGAGGAAUCAAGAAGGAAAUCCCAUCCACUAUUCCAAUCGACCCUAAUUUUAGCCCCAAGUACAAUCCCUGGGAGCAACGUUUGUGCGCAUGUCCCGAUGGCGAUUUCUUCAAAUGUCUUCAUUCAGGAAAAGCCGAUGUCGUAACCGACACGAUCAAAACCGUCAGUUCAUCUGGCAUCGAGCUCAACUCAGGAAAAACUCUCGACGCCGAUAUAAUCAUCACAGCCACAGGAUUAAAAAUGCAAAUGGCCGGUGGCGCCAAAGUAAGCGUUGAUGGAGUCCCAUAUGAUUAUCCCAAAAAAUACGUGUGGAGAGGCGUAAUGCUUCAAGAUAUGCCCAACUCGGUAACGGUCAUCGGAUACGUAAACGCAUCAUGGACAUUAGGAGCGGAUAAUACGGCGAGCGUAUUAGUACGUCUCAUGAAACACAUGCGAGAGAGAAAUCUCAUCACGGCAAUACCUAGACUUCCUCGCGAGGAAAUGCAAUCAGGACCCUUGUUUAAUCUGAGUUCGACGUACAUGGAGAAGGGGAAGGCAGUUUUACCCAUGACGGGUGAUAGGGGUAUGUGGAAACUUCGACAGAAUUAUCUAGUUGAUUACUGGGUUGCGGAAUAUGGGAGUGUGACGGAUGACUUGGAAUUUAUGAGUGCGGGUGGUGCGGCGUUUAAUAAGGAUCAGUAGGUUUGAGUGUGAGUGUCACUGGAAUAUGAAGAUUUUAGAAAAAUAGAUAGAUGGGGAAUUCGUUGGUGGUUGUUAUAGAGUGAGUGG